AUGAGCUCUCAGACUGCAACAGCCCAGAACCCCUCUUUCAUUCUCGAAGGAAUCCACCAGGUGAAGUUCGAGGACCGCCCUGUCCCAGAGCUCAGAAGCCCCCACGAUGUCAUCGUGAACGUCAAGUUCACUGGAAUUUGCGGCAGCGAUGUUCAUUAUUGGGACCAUGGCGCGAUCGGACAAUUCGUGUUGAAGGAGCCCAUGGUUUUAGGCCACGAAUCAUCAGGAGUCAUUAGCGAAGUUGGCUCCGCGGUUACCAGCCUGAAAGUCGGCGAUCGCGUUGCAAUGGAGCCUGGUAUCCCGUGCCGCCGAUGCGAGCCUUGCAAAGCGGGCAAGUACAACCUUUGUCAAAAGAUGGCUUUCGCUGCCACCCCACCCUAUGACGGUACUCUAGCCAAGUACUACAUUUUGCCUGAAGACUUUUGCUAUAAACUGCCUCAGUCAAUCAGCCUCCCCGAGGGUGCACUGAUGGAGCCACUUGGCGUUGCCGUACACAUCGUGAGACAAGCCAGCGUCACCCCAGGGCAAACUGUUGUUGUCUUCGGAGCUGGCCCAGUUGGCCUGCUGUGCUGUGCUGUGGCCAAAGCCUUCGGUGCAGCCAAGAUCGUUGCUGUAGACAUCCAGAAGCCAAGAUUGGAGUUUGCGAAGCAGUUCGCUGCAACAGCCAUAUUUGAGCCAUCUAGGGUUUCCGCUGCGGAAAACGCAGCCGGUAUGAUCGAGGAAAAUGACCUUGGUCGCGGUGCAGAUGUUGCGAUCGACGCCUCCGGCGUUGAGCCAUCUGUCCAUACAGGUAUCCAUGUCCUUCGCCCUGGCGGUACUUAUGUGCAAGGAGGUAUGGGUAGAAGCGAGAUGAACUUCCCCAUCAUGGCGGCUUGUACAAAGGAAUUGAACCUGAAAGGGAGCUUCCGUUACGGCAGCGGCGAUUAUAAGCUUGCGGUUCAACUUGUGGCUUCUGGUCGGAUUGACGUGAAGAAAUUGAUCUCUGGGACCGUGAAAUUCGAAGACGCCGAACAAGCGUUCAAGGACGUCAAGGCCGGAAAGGGCAUCAAAACGCUCAUUGCUGGCCCUGAAACUAACAUAUAG
Molecule: messenger RNA, 1083 nt
Organism: Aspergillus puulaauensis
Lineage: Eukaryota; Fungi; Ascomycota; Eurotiomycetes; Eurotiales; Aspergillaceae
Product: NAD(P)-dependent alcohol dehydrogenase
Exons: 3
Coding region: 1-1083 (360 amino acids)
Biological process (GO): D-sorbitol catabolic process
Molecular function (GO): L-iditol 2-dehydrogenase (NAD+) activity; zinc ion binding
Source: RefSeq, a predicted model, not a curated record